This is a messenger RNA of Etheostoma cragini (Arkansas darter), 4395 nucleotides long. RefSeq names its product TSC complex subunit 1a (gene tsc1a). Gene Ontology annotation, cellular component: TSC1-TSC2 complex. Lineage: Eukaryota; Metazoa; Chordata; Actinopteri; Perciformes; Percidae. Bases 132 to 3413 code for a protein of 1093 amino acids. The record is from RefSeq and is a predicted model, not a curated record. The transcript has 23 exons. Gene Ontology annotation, biological process: regulation of cell cycle; negative regulation of cell population proliferation; negative regulation of TOR signaling.
GCUCGUUUUUCACAUAUUCUGCUCCCACUGUGAACGCCUCCUGACGUUGAUUGACAGUCAAAGGAUGGGCGUGGUUUCGUGUUGCUCAACAUGGCGGCGCCCUGCUCGGAUCAACAGGUCUAAAGGUGUUCAUGAUGUCCAGUCAGCAGGUAAGUAUCAGUGAGCUCCUGCUCUCAUUGGACAGUUCAGAGCUGCAGGAGGCGGAGCAAGUUAGAGCAACAGUCAAUCAGCAGCUGAGUACCGACAGAGGAGGUGCUGUUGUCUCCUCUUUGGUGGAGUAUUACCUGGACUCGUCCUCCUCUCAGGUGGUGCUCCUGCUCUCCUCCAUCAGAGAGCCUCAUCACAAGCCCCUGCUGGAGAAACUGAAUGAGGCUCUGAACAGACCUGGAUCCAGGUUAGCUGGUCUGACCCUGCUGGGUGACCUGAUCAGGAAACAGCCUCCCUGGGUUCAUCACAUCAGCCGCUCGGCUCUGCUGCUCUCCCUACUACGCUGCCUCAAGACAGAGACCGACGUGGUGGUCUUGAUCACCGGAGUCCUGGUCCUCAUCACCCUAUUACCCAUGAUCCCUCAGGCUGGGAAACAACACAUCUAUGACUUUUUCGACGUGUUCGGACGCCUUGCCUCCUGGAGCUACAAGAACCCUGGUCAUGUACCUGUGGUCCACCUGGUCCACCUCCAUGCAGGUGUGUACUCUCUGUUCCACCGUCUGUAUGGGAUGUUCCCCUGUAACUUCAUCUCCUACCUGAGGCUGCACUACAGCAUGAAGGAGAACCUGGACACUUUCCAGGAAGUUGUCAAGCCGAUGUUGGAACAUGUCAGGGUUCACCCAGAGUUGGUCACGGGGACCCAGGACUAUGAACUGGAUCCAUCCAGGUGGAAGUGUUAUGAAGUCCAUGACAUUGUGAUCGAGUGCUCCAGAGUGUCUCUGGAUCCUCUGGAGUCUUCCUGUGAGGAGGACAUUUACUCCUCCCUCAGAGACCCUCCUCCCUCCCUCUCCCCCUCCCCCUCCCCCCUGAACCUCACCUCCAGUCCUUACAACACAGAGACUGUCAGCAGCUCAGGAAGUACAGUUUGUCCUCUGCUGCUGUCUGGACCUUCCACUCUUCCUCAGCUGACACUCAACAACUCCUACAUACAGGCUGAUGAUGUCACAUGGAGUCCCUCCUCACAGUGUGGUUUGUCGACACCCCCUCCUGAAACUGCUGCUACAGGCUCCGUCCACCCACUGAUCAGGGCUGCUUCCAUCUCAGGUGUAAAAUGUCCCUCAUCAGUCAUCAUCCCAGUGACACUUUUGACUAAAGAGAACCAAAAUGGUCCAAUUCCUGAGAAAAACCAGGUAAAGCUCGUCACAGAUCUACAGGGGUCAUCCAUUCAGCCAAUCACAGAGAAGGAGGGAAGAGGCCACAGCGAUGUCAUCAAUAACAUCUGUGAAGACACCAGAUCUCAGCAGCCUUCCUCCUCCUCCUCCUCCUCCUACUCCUCCUCUCAGCCCGUCCUCCUCACCUCCACCCCCGGUCGUGAUGAGACGUCGUCAGGUUCAGCCAUCCCCUCUUCUCCAGGCUCCAUCUCACUCUGCUUUACCCCCACUCACCCCGCCACCACCACCACACAUAGAUCAGAAGAGGGAGGCUCCACCCUGUUUGGCUUCUCUGGUCAGAGCCCCGCCCUUUCGUAUGAACCCCUGUUUGAGCUCACUCUUCCCCGAGCCGCCACGCUGUUUAUCGGGAGGAUGACACAGGAGGUGCUGGAGAGAGCAGCGGGGGGGCAAGAGGGAAAGAGAGGAGGAGCACAAGGACAGGGGGAGGACAGAGAAGAAGAGCAGACCUCCGUCUCUCCUUUAAAGGUUUUGGAUCAGCUGAUCGUCCACGGACAAGAUGCCCACGAACACCUCAGCAGGAGGUUGUCAGCAACAAAUAACUCGGUGGAUCGGAGUCAUGUUGGAGGUAAACAGCAGAGCAUGAAAACCAAAGGCCCUGCCCAGGGGGAGGAGCUUAAGUCUCUGAGAAGUCAGCUGUUACUGGUCCACAGUCAGCUGCAGUAUGAGCGAUUCAAACGGCAGCAGCACGCCAUCAGAAACCGCCGUCUGCUGCGACGAGUUAUUAACGCCACCUCAUUGGAGGAGCACAGCGUUGCCAUGAAGGGUCAGCUGAGCGUUCAGGAUGAAGAGAUUCGCUCGCUGAAGUCUAGUCUGCAGGAAGAACAGAGGCGAUACACACAACUGCAGCAGGACACACACACACACACCAACCAGCUGCACACACACAUCCAACAGCUGCUUCUGCAACAACAAGAUGAGCAGAGAGACAAGCAGAGGUUGAAGAGCGAGCUUCAGGAGUGCAAGAGCAGUUUGAGGGAUCUGGAGGUGGAGCUUCAGAAAGCCAAUAACAAGGCUUACAAUGCAGAACACCAGCUGACUCAGCUUUCACUCAAGCUGUGCAGCAGUGAGCAGCUGCAGCAGCAGUUCUUCCUGUUGAACCAGCAGCUCAUCCUGCUGAGAGAAACUAACAGAGCUCUGAGUUACCAGCUGGAUGGAGGAGAGACACACCACCGCACUGAGGCAUUCAUGCUGCAGUGCAGUGUGGGUAAAGAGCACCAGCGGCUAAAGGACAGUGACGUCCAGCAGAGACAGAAGCUGGAAGCAGCCAAUUACAGGAUAGCAGAGCUGGAGAACCAGCUGGCCACAAAAGAGCAGCUGAUUCUGGAUCAGAAGAAACUUCUGGAGGACACAAAGGCCCAGAGCAGAGCCGAGCUGUCGGCCUGUGAGAAUCGCUGUGUCGCUCUGAGGAGAGUCAUCCAGACGCUUCAGACAGAGACUCUUCACCUGUACAGCCAGAUCCACCUGGACACACAGAGCGGCACACACACACACAGCUGGCCUCAGGACAUCAGGCCAAACGGCGGCAACAUCACCCAACCAGCUCCUCAGGGCAGCCAAAAGCCCCACCCCUCCACUUCUUCUUGUGUUAGUAUACUAAACGGAGGUGUGGCAACCCUCUCCACUUCCCCACUGCACUUACCCUCUUGCUCCUCUUCCCCCCUUUCCCACUCCCCUAUUGAAUCUCCUCUGGCCGUUGGCUCCUUCCUGGAGCAGCAUGCACGGCAGCUGUUCAGACCGGCCAAUCGCAGCCAAGAGGAGGAUGAGCAACAGGAGGGGGAGGAAGAGGAAGAGGAGAAGGAGGAGGAAAAGGAGGAUGAGGAGGCCCAGCCAGAGAGCCCUCCUAUGGGUCUGGAGGCAGAAGAGGUUGCUGUCCUUGCAGGGAGUCCUCAGACAGAACCCCCGAGCAGGGCUUCAGCUCACAGCCUGCCUUCCCCUGGACCUCAAGCACCCCCUGCAGACCUGACUCUCGCUGUGCGACAGAGACGGCACGAACUGAGCAUCAUGGACUACGAUGCGACACUGCCAGAGGACUGACAGAGGGCUGGAGAGAUGGAUGGAAGGAGUGUGCGAUUAAGGGAGGUUGAGUCAGAUGGAGGUCGAGAUUAGAUCAGAUGUUCCAGGUGUUAGCAGGCUACUGCUAACAGCCCACAAUCAGUAUCUGAUCUUUCCCACAUCAGGACCUCCAGUUGCCCUUAAUAGGAAAAUAAUAAACUACACUUAAAUACGGCCGCACUUAUCUAAAAAAGUGAACAGAAUACGUUUGAAAAAAGACAAAAAAAACUCAGAAAAUGUUUAGCUCUAUUAACUUUCAAGAGGCUCGAGCUAACUGCUAACAUGCUAGACAUCAUGAUUAAUUUGAGAGAUCCAAUAGCAGAGCAGAGUAGGUUUGUAUCCAAUAAUUCAACGCAACUAAGAUUCCUUCCUCCAUUUUAAACAUAACAAACGUUCAAGAGGGAUAAUCAACAACUGUGGCAAGUUGUGCUAAAAGUAGCUUUACAAGCUAGCUAAGAGUUUAUUAAACUGUGUUAAUUAAUUCCUACUGCUAGUACCACAAAAAUAAACUAAGUGGACUUGGUAAUGAUUGUUUUUGCGGUUAAAAAUGAACUUUAUUUGCUGUUUAAUUUAUGGAUUUACAGAACACAUUCAAUUCAACAGAUCGUAAAGGUGAGAACUCUUCUUUCUAAAAAAAAUAAAUUACAUCAGCAAAAACUGAACCAAAAAAUGUCACUAAAAACUGAAAUUAAUUGAUAGUUCUUCGAGAUAUUACAUGAAUAAAACUUGGAUUUUCACACUAAAUGUUUUGUUUGAACAUGAUAUUUAAAGACACAAGAUAUGAGCUAUAUUACAGCUUUAACAUUAACAAAGCUAACAUUAGCUUGCUAGCUAACAAACAAGAAGCAUUGGGGAUCAUAGGAAAAUAAGAAUUUAACCCGUGCUGGGACUGAAGGUCCUGACGUUACACAAAGUUAGAAAGUUGGGUUUAUGUCUGGAGGGAUUUGUAGUUGCCAUUAGGAAA